This is a messenger RNA of Malania oleifera, 2331 nucleotides long. RefSeq names its product probable receptor-like protein kinase At5g59700. Gene Ontology annotation, cellular component: plasmodesma; plasma membrane. The transcript has a single exon. The record is from RefSeq and is a predicted model, not a curated record. Gene Ontology annotation, molecular function: ATP binding; transmembrane receptor protein tyrosine kinase activity. The coding region runs from base 1 to 2331 and encodes 776 amino acids. Gene Ontology annotation, biological process: protein autophosphorylation. NCBI's taxonomy places the organism in Eukaryota, Viridiplantae, Streptophyta, Magnoliopsida, Santalales, Ximeniaceae.
AUGCAUGCCUGUGUUGGAUAUGAUCCUGCAGACAAUUAUCUCAUAGACUGUGGAUCAUCCACAGUCACUACGGUUGGUGAUCGCUCAUUCUUGCCCGACGGCUUGUUCUCAUCUUUCCUCUCUGUCUCACAGUACACUCUUGCAAACACCACCGCCGCCGCCCUGCCAACAUCCAUCACCGCCACCGUGCAAUCACCCCUCUAUCUGACUGCCGCAAUCUUCAACAAAACCUCAACAUACACUUUCCCAAUUCGCCGCAGGGGCCGACUCUGGAUCCGUCUCUACUUCUUCCCUUUCGUUUAUGGAAAUUACAAUCUGAGCACAGCCCAUUUCUCUGUUUCCGCCCAAAAUCACCUCCUCCUCGCCAACUUCAACCCCAUUGCCAACGCUUCCACUCUCAAGGAGUACUCCAUAAACGUCACGACAGAUACUCUGGUCAUCACCUUCACCCCUUCCCAUCAUUCACUCGCCUUCUUAAGCGCCCUGGAAGUUGUUUCGGUGCCCGACGAUCUCAUUACCGACGAGAAUGUCCGCGGUUUCUCGUCGUGGACUUUUCAAGGCCUUCCGAACCAGGCCUUGGAGACCAUUGCACGAGCAAACAUUGGGACGACAACAUACCUCCCCCAGAAUGAUGACCUCUGGCGAACUUGGCUUGCUGGUAGGAAUUUCUUGCUUCAAGGAGAUAAUCUAGCCACACAUUAUGUGACAAACAUCACUGCUGUCAAGUACGUAGCAGGUGGGCCGACCAGAGACAUUGCUCCUGAAUUCGUUUACGGCACCGCUGUGGUAUUGAACUCCACAGAAGAUCCCAGUAGUAAUCAUUUAUACAUUACAUGGCAGUUCAUAUUGGAUUUGGGGUAUCGGUACCUUCUUCGAUUUCACUUUUGUAAUAUAUUGGCUGGUUCUGCAGAGCUCUCUUUCGCUGUUUAUAUUGAUUCUUGGCUUGUUACUCGCGCCUCGGAUUUCAGAAGAGCCAAUGCUUCUGGUGCUCCGUUUUAUUUUGAUGUGGUUACUGAUCCAACUCAAGAAAGUCUGAUUUGUGUGAGCAUAACCCCUUCAUUCGUUCGAGUCAAAGAUCCCAUUGGCAUUCUAAAUGGGGUUGAAAUCAUGAAACUGAACAAUUCCUUAGGAAAUUUGAGCGAGGCAACCUCAGAUUUAAACGCAACUAAGGGAGGUAACGUGAUUGUGAUAGUAGGUGUAAGUAUUGGUGUGUUAAUUAUUGUUGCAUUGGUUGGUAUUUUCUUUUGGAUGAUCAGAAGAAAAAGAAAAAAAAUAGCACCACUGAAAAAUUUGAAGACAAAGACCUCUUUGUUUGUGACUAGUGGAAAUGCCAAAACCACCGGAGGUAAGCAUGAUGCAGACUCGACGUAUUGGUUUCCCAUUGUUGCUAUUGAAGAGGCCACAAACAACUUUGAUGAGACUCGGGUGAUAGGAAUUGGUGGCUUUGGGAAGGUUUACUUGGGAGUCCUACGCGAUGGAACAAAAGUGGCCGUUAAGCGGUCAAAUCCUCAGUCCAAGCAAGGCCUUGCAGAGUUCCAAACUGAAAUUGAGCUGCUAUCUCAAUUUCGUCAUCGCCAUUUGGUUUCUUUAAUUGGGUAUUGUGAUGAAAAGAAUGAGAUGAUUUUGAUUUAUGAAUACAUGGAGAAUGGCACUCUCAAAAGUCAUUUAUACGGUUGCGAGUUGCCGAGCUUGAGUUGGAAGGAGAGGCUUGAGAUAUGCAUUGGAUCAGCUAGAGGUCUUCACUAUCUUCACACUGGUUCUAUAAAACCAGUUAUUCAUCGUGAUGUAAAGUCUGCAAAUAUUUUGCUUGAUGAACACCUUAUUGCUAGGGUUGCAGAUUUUGGGCUUUCAAGGACAAUACCUGAGAAUGAUCAAACCCAUGUGAGUACCGCAGUGAGAGGGACAUUUGGCUACCUUGAUCCUGAAUAUUUUAAAAGGCGACGACUAACAGCAAAAUCUGAUGUGUAUUCAUUUGGGGUGGUUUUAUUUGAAGUUCUUUGUGCAAGACCCGUGUUAGACUCAUCCCUUUCUGAGGAAAUGGAGGAUUUAGCUGAGUGGGUGAUGAAGAAGCAGAAGACAGGACAAUUGGAGCAAAUAAUAGAUCCUAACCUUGUGGGAAAAAUAAAACAAGAUUCACUUAGGAAGUUUGUUGAAACAGCUGAGAAAUGCUUGGCUGACCAUGGUGCCGAUAGACCUUCUAUGGAAGAAGUUUUGUAUAAUCUAGAGCAUGCACUUCAACUUGAGGAGAUUGUUGUUGAAGCAGAUAGUUCCAACUAUAUUGAUGCUUCUACUAAUAUAGAUCAAUUUGAAGCAUCUAGUAGAUAUGAUUGA